Messenger RNA from Cheilinus undulatus (humphead wrasse), 1120 nucleotides. RefSeq names its product myoblast determination protein 1 homolog. Gene Ontology annotation, molecular function: RNA polymerase II cis-regulatory region sequence-specific DNA binding; DNA-binding transcription factor activity, RNA polymerase II-specific; protein dimerization activity. The transcript is spliced from 3 exons. The coding region runs from base 148 to 939 and encodes 263 amino acids. Gene Ontology annotation, biological process: muscle organ development; positive regulation of myoblast differentiation; regulation of transcription by RNA polymerase II. The record is from RefSeq and is a predicted model, not a curated record. NCBI's taxonomy places the organism in Eukaryota, Metazoa, Chordata, Actinopteri, Labriformes, Labridae.
UUAAACACACUCAUCUCUGCAGACCAUUGGAGCUGAUUUCAAAACCAUCAGCUGACUCUGACUCGUUUCUUUCUUUUCUGUGAGUACACAGAACUUUCUGAAGGCUCUCUCUCGUCUUCAUUUUGAGUCCCCCUCCUGCAGACGGCGAUGGAUCUGUCCGACCUGUUCCCGCUCUCCUCGGCCGAUGACCUCUACGAUGACCCGUGCUUCAGCGCCGCAGACAUGAACCUCUUUGAUGACCUGGACGUCCGGCUGAUGCACGCCGGCCUGCUGAAGUCAGAGGACCACCUUCAUCUCCAUCACCACACCCAUCACGUUCCCAACGUGGAAGAGGAGGACGAACACGUGCGGGCCCCUGGGGGCCUCCACCAGGCGGGCCACUGCCUUCUCUGGGCCUGCAAAGCCUGCAAGAGGAAGACUACGCACGCAGACCGGAGGAAAGCGGCGACGAUGAGGGAAAGGCGACGGCUCAGUAAGGUGAACGACGCCUUCGAGACCCUGAAGCGCUGCACGGCGUCCAACCCGAACCAGCGGCUGCCCAAAGUGGAGAUCCUGAGAAACGCCAUCAGCUACAUCGAGUCCCUGCAGGAGCUGCUGAGGACGGGCCGAGACGACAGCUUCUACCCGCCCAUGGAGCACUACGGCGAAGACUCGGACGCCUCCAGCCCCCACUCCAACUGCUCCGAUGGCACGGUCGACUUCGUCUCCUCGUGUUUGACCAAAAGUGGAAACAGCAGCGGUUCUUUCUGCAGCCGAACAGACGAUUCCAGUAAACAGUCGCUCAUUUCCAGCCUGGACUGUUUAUCCAGCAUCGUAGAGCGGAUCAGCACAGAUCCACUUGUGGCCCCCCUGGGGGACAGCGUGGUCCCCCUGGGCCCCGGAUCUCCUGUGAGCAGCCCUGCUGGCUCCAGUCCAAACAGUAUCUAUGAGCCUCUCUGAAGCUUCGGACUCAUUUCCAGCAGAAAGCGAACUUGAACAGACUUGAAGAGACUUUAGUCUGACUGCUGCUGGACUCUUCCUCCUCUGACCUGCUGACUUCAUCUGAAAGAGCAACAAUCACUGAGGACCACUGUGGACAUUUGUUAUGUUUGCUCACACGCACAAACGCAAAGGAUGCUGG